CUCUACACUAACAAUUCAGAUGUCCUUGAAACAGUGAACGAUCACAUUUUCAGAUUACCUUGUCAAAGUUAACCCGCAACGUUCAAAGGUUUUGAGGGAUGGGGAUUUUCGACAUAGUUAAAGAUGAAGUCCAUAUAAAAAAUACGCAAAAUAGCUCCAUUAUAGUCGUACCUGAUUCAGGGUUUUGUGUAAAGUUAAAAUCUAAAAAUCAGGAAAAAGUGUUUGUGAACAUAUGUACUUCUGAGAAAGUCCCAAUCCCAAAGGAUUUAACUGAGGAUGAAUUAAGAUCAAUACUUAAUGAUAUUGACAACUCCCCACCCUUCAAAGUCCCAAUGUGCAUUGGAGAACCGCACGCUGAAGUCGAUUCAGCUCAGAAAGGCUGUACCGCUUAUGAUGUCAUAAUCAAUCCACAAUUCUACCAAAGAGUCAAAUCAUCAGAAUUGUUUGAGGCAUUUUUGAUGACAGUGAUAUUUGAAGGCUUGGAAAAUAAGUAUGGCAUCGAACUUGAAAGAAGUUGGAUUGUUUUAAAGAAUAAGAAAUGUAUGGGUAAACCACAAGAACAAUGUAUUCGAACUUCUAGUCGUCCUGCAAUUAUUGAAAUGAAUGAUUCUCAACCUCCCAAACCAAAAGUGAUAGAGUUACCUGAUCCACCUUUUAAAAGUGAUACUCCCAAAUAUGAAAUAAUAAAGGUUAAGGAUGAUGUUAGUGGAGAAGUGUGUUGCUUAGUAGCACGAAUAAUCAUGCCAAAGCUGUUGUUGAGAUGAACUGGUUGAAACCUACUCGACAAUCGUGCACUGAGAAAGAAUGAAGCUGUAUUUUUUUAAAUGGUAAUUAAAAGUGCCUUUUACUAGAACGUUUAUAACAUGAUGUACCAAACUGUCUAUGUAACCUAAUAAAUUACUCUAUUUAAGAAUUCGCACUUAUAAAUCCCACAAAUAUCUUUUGAUAGGCUCCAUUAACUAAAAUAGUGUGAAAUUAAAAGUAAGACUGAAUCUUAUUUCCUACGUACUGAAUUACUUACUAGACUUUGAGUCACACUAUUUAUAUAGGAGUUGGUGGUACUACUUAAUUUCCCAGACCAAAAUAAGUAAAGUGGAGUUAUAGUUUGUGACCGCUUUUUCGGUUGUAAUCGGACUAGUCACUGCUUGUUAUUUAUACAAUAUACUUGUUAGCGGCGAUUAGCACGUAAUUUCUCUGUGAUUAAGUUUGUAAAAAAUUUACUGAACUGUAAGAAUUUAUAAAUUAUCG
Molecule: messenger RNA, 1248 nt
Organism: Schistosoma rodhaini
Lineage: Eukaryota; Metazoa; Platyhelminthes; Trematoda; Strigeidida; Schistosomatidae
Source: the annotation of a GenBank genome assembly